AUGAUGACCAAACGGAGAUUGAGUCUCGCCUGCAACAUUGCGGCGGUAUUCCGGCCGGACAAAUCGAGUGAGCCCAUGCAACCAUGCAUAUGUACUCCGUAUAGCGAGACAACUCAGACACAUGUCACCCGAUUGGACACCCCGCCCAUAGUCAGUGGCGGAGCCGGGGGCCAUGCGAUCGCAGAGAGUGGGGGCGAUGUCAUCCUCUGUAUGGAUCGGGAGCAACGGUUUUCGUGGGGAGAGAUGCAGGAGAUUGACACUGGUGCCUGCAUCAGUAUAUCCCCAUCCCCCACAUCCAUUCGCUUCCCAGAAAUCCUCCAAACUCUGGCCGCCAAGCAUGGCACCCUGACAUGGUACCAAAAGUACGUCACAGAUUCUGGGCAGCUUCCAAUCUCGACCCGCGGACGCCGUGUUCGCUUACGUCAUUUCUGGAUACCUGCUGGGUGUGCUAGGGCUGCGAUGAUUAGCCCGGCGUAUGAGUGA
This is a messenger RNA of Penicillium roqueforti, 483 nucleotides long. RefSeq lists its product as uncharacterized. The record is from RefSeq and is a predicted model, not a curated record. Bases 1 to 483 code for a protein of 160 amino acids. NCBI's taxonomy places the organism in Eukaryota, Fungi, Ascomycota, Eurotiomycetes, Eurotiales, Aspergillaceae. The transcript has a single exon.